UUUUUGAUCUAAGGUGCAUAUCAAAAAAAUUUCAAAUUAAAGAAAACACAAAAAAUUGUAUUGAAACAAGAAAACUUAAAAAUUUUAUAAAUCAUUUGGUUAAACUACUCUAAAUUUUAUAUUGUCUACUUUAAACCAUGGAUAACGUUAAAAUGCCUUUUCUACCCGAGGAAACUCUCAAAACCCAACGUGUUGAAGUUUACUUAAAUGAUCUAAAAGAGCGACUAAAGGAGCUGCGUGUUCAACAUGACGAAGUUAUUCAAAACUCGGUGGAUAUAAUUAAAGAGAUAGACGAAGUAUCGUCCGGUCUGUUGUUGCCUCAAAACAGCGGUGUUGACUGUAACGAUAAUGUUACCAAAAUCAAAAAACUCAUUAAAGAAUUUGAAUCCGCAAGAGAAUCGAAUUCAGCAAAGAUACCAGUGUCUAUUGAAAGCAAGGUAGACAUCCGUAAAAUAUUGCAGAAUUUUGAAAAACUAAAUGAGAGCCAUGUAUUGAAGGAAAGUCUUGUGCUUUUUAAGCGCGCUAAAGAAUCUCUCGAGAAAAUCGAUACUUUCCUUGGUACACAUUUGGAGAAUGUUAUUAUUCAAUCAGUGAACGCCAGCAAGGGGAAUUUAAAUCCACCGAUAUCUUCAACAACGACAAAAGUUGUUGAAUUUCAUAAUGAUUGCGAACAAUCGCCGACUCUUCCUCAAUUCAGCUCAGAUACCAUAAACAAUAUUGUUAUUAAUGACAACAAUAAAAUUACGGAUUGUACUUUAAAAUCAACCAAUUCUGGUUCGAGUCCAGCUACUUUAGCUACCGUUAAAAGUCAAAUUUCUACCAAUAGCAACUCUAGCUUAAAACAUCGAAUAAACAUGUUUAGCAAUGAAAAGUCUGGAAAGAUAAAUAGCUGUGAUAGUGGAAAAAAUAUAACACCGUCAUGCUACGCUUCCUGCUGCAGCAGUGUCACUAGCAUGGAUGUUUAUGAAUCCGCAGAAAAUGUUUGCAUACCCAACAUGUGUGGCAAUGAAAGUAGCUGUGUGAACUCACUGGAAAUGGGCUAUGAGGGUGACAAUGAUGACAGUGAGUACGAUUUGUUUGCACUAAAGCGAAAGAAAAACAAGGUUUCAUCUGCCAAUCAACAGUGAGGAGUUUUAGUAUAAUUCUACUUUGAUUAUGUCAAGGCAAUGUUCAACAUUGUAAAUUAAUGUUAUAAAUCAUGGGUUUUCAAAAAUGAAAAGUAAUAUAAAAAAUGUAAAUUAUCUUAAUUUUUGAAAUAAAGUUGGAAAAUUGACCAACUGCAAAGUUUGAAA
Molecule: messenger RNA, 1292 nt
Organism: Zeugodacus cucurbitae (melon fly)
Lineage: Eukaryota; Metazoa; Arthropoda; Insecta; Diptera; Tephritidae
Exons: 2
Coding region: 138-1127 (329 amino acids)
Source: RefSeq, a predicted model, not a curated record